This is a messenger RNA of Musa acuminata subsp. malaccensis (wild Malaysian banana), 1412 nucleotides long. RefSeq lists its product as uncharacterized. NCBI's taxonomy places the organism in Eukaryota, Viridiplantae, Streptophyta, Magnoliopsida, Zingiberales, Musaceae. The record is from RefSeq and is a predicted model, not a curated record. Gene Ontology annotation, cellular component: nucleus; cytoplasm. Gene Ontology annotation, biological process: oxidative RNA demethylation. Gene Ontology annotation, molecular function: ferrous iron binding; broad specificity oxidative DNA demethylase activity; oxidative RNA demethylase activity.
CUCCAUCUGUACUUCGAAGUAGGCGUGCGAACCCCCAUUCCCUGUCUCUCGAUUUAUGUUCCCAUGCUCCGAUCUUGGCUCAUCACCUCUUCCGUCGCUUCGCGCUCCUCCCGCUUCUCCGUGCUCCGCCGGCGUAUCCCCUUCUUCUCCUCUUCCGGCGACAAUAAGACGACGAAGAUGUCCGGCCAGGGAACGCCUGGGGGUUUCUCCGGAAACCGAGCUUCUCCUCAUCCCCGCAAACCCGUUUCUGCUGGCAAAUCAAUGUAUCAGGGUGAUGGAGUAUACAAGUCCCCUAAUGUCUUCCGCAAUGCUAAAUACCCAAAUACUGUCAUGUCUCAACAUAGUCAAGCUUCUCCAGAGAGUGCUGACGAAUCCACAUACGAGUCUCCUAACGUCUUCCGCUACGCUAAAUCCCCACAUACUGUCAUAGCUCAACGCAGUCGAGCAUCUCCAGAGAGCAUUGGCAGCAACAUUAGGAGAAGUCCACAAAGUGAUGCUGAGAUGCAGCAUUUUGAUAUCUGCAAGGCCAAAGAUGUGGGUCAUGUGAUACUAAAGAGAUCUCUUCAGGCAAUAAAUCGGGAAAAAAGAAAAGAAGCUGAACGAGCCAAAAUUGUUCCUCAGCAUAUACAUCUGAGGCCGGGGAUGUUUCUGUUGAAAAAUUACCUUGAUCACGAUGAUCAGGUAAAAAUUGUUAAAAAAUGUCGAGACCUUGGUGUCGGUUUGGGUGGAUUUUACAGACCUGGUUAUCGAGACGGUGCCAAACUGCAUCUGCGAAUGAUGUGUUUGGGGAUGAACUGGGAUCCACAGUCAAGAUUGUAUGAUAGCAAGCGAUCAAUAGAUGGUGCAGAACCACCCAAAAUUCCAGAGGACUUCAUAGAAAUGGUUGACAGAGCCAUUCAGUCAUCUCAUGACUUUUUGAAUGCACAAUCUCAUGGUGUUAAUGCUGCAUCUGAAGUUCCAAAGAUAUCACCAGAUCUCUGCAUUGUGAAUUUCUACGAUAACAAUGGUCGUCUUGGUCUGCAUCAGGACAGAGAUGAGCGCGAAGAGAGUCUCCGAAGAGGAUUACCGGUGGUCUCUUUUUCACUGGGAGACACGGCUAAAUUUUUAUAUGGAGAUCAACGAGAUAUUAACAAAGCUCAGGAAGUUGAACUUGAGUCUGGUGAUGUACUAAUAUUCGGUGGAAAAUCUAGGCAUAUAUUUCAUGGGGUUUCGUCGAUCAUCCCAAUGACAGCGCCGAAAUGGCUCAUUGAAGAAACUGGCAUGCUGCCUGGCCGCCUUAAUCUUACUUUCCGGCAAUACUAGCAUAGUUAGUUUUCAUGUAUUUUGGUUGUCCAUGUGGACACUCUUUUCCUGAGUCCUGUAGUUGAUCUGUAAUAUAAGCUAUUGCCCAGAUGACAACCAGUUUGCUGCUU